Molecule: messenger RNA, 2071 nt
Organism: Chara braunii
Lineage: Eukaryota; Viridiplantae; Streptophyta; Charophyceae; Charales; Characeae
Source: the annotation of a GenBank genome assembly
GAUAUGGCGGCCUCUGGUCGAUGGUGGACGCUGUACGGAUCUGUCUGUGCAAUAGCACAGUGGACAUUGCGGCUGCUCUUCCUGUCCACACUCUGCAGUUGCAUGAUCGGCUUCGUCGCCGUCGCUCAGACAAUACCAGACGGUCAUCGUUUCCCGUCAUCUGCAAUGGCUAUGGGCGAUUCCCUUCCGUACUCCAACGGUCAUGAGGACUCGCCCGGCGCCGGAAUGCGUCCCACCGACGACCGGUCGCUCGCUUCAGAAGAUCUAUCGCCGUCCUUCACGCUUCUUACGCAGGAUUUGUUUGCCCGUGACGUCAACGGCGCGGCUGGGACGCCGAGGGUCGUGCUCGUGCACACACCCGAGGCGCCCUUCAAUGCCACCCCGUCCCCAUUCAACUACUCCUCAGGGUGGAGUUAUGAGUGUCAAUCGUUUUAUAGAAAUAUAGUGUUCCUCCCCAACAGCACGCGAUUUUUCUCUAUUUUCGAGCAGAGCUGCAUCAGAAGUAACGAUCGUCUUCAAAAUAACUUACAAACGAAUGGGUCGGCGUGGACUUCCGAACUGAGAAUUACCUUUAGAGUGAUGUCAGUGCGACAGGCAGAUCUGCUGCCCGUGAGGCAGGGGUUGAAGCCUAUAGCAGACGAGACAGUGUUAAGCUACUUGUGGCCAGUAGACUGUACCGACGGGGAGAGAGUCUCGUGGCCCAUUGUGUACCAGGAAGACAAGAACAUGUCGUUCAUGGCUACAAUCUACGGCAUGGACAUUGCCAAGAAUGGCACGCACCUGGUCUUGGUCGCGGACAGGUACGACGGCCGAUCAAUGCCGCCAAGGCCGCCCGUACUUACGUCGCUGUCAACGAUCAACGGCAGUCGAUCGUCAAUCAUGCCUCUGAGGGGUGACGUGACUUCGGUUGAUGGGAUAGCUUUCAAUCAUAAUAAGACAAAACUCUUCGCCAUUGAGAACUUCAUCAUCUACCCUGCCGAUUUACUCUCCCGCAGCGGCAUUAGCCGGGUCCGUCUAGUGUCUGCUGACGUGGACGAAUCUGGUUACUCGGUUAAAUCAGACGGUGGUGAUAGGGUGGGGGACCCUUUUCACAUCGUGCACCGGCAUGACAGCCAUGUUUAUUUGAGCCCUCACAGCGUCACCUCUAGCGGAAGGUGCAUAUAUCUUAUAAGUAAGCUUGCAAUGGAGGUGUUUGGAGUCGAUCCCUUGACGUCCAAACUCACUCGUGUGCUGGACGUUGGCAUAGAAACUAGUCCUUUCGGCUUUUCGUUUUUCGAUUUCCCGGCUGAUGCACUGAGAGGUAUGGCAGCGACAUCGGACGGUUGUAAUCUGUUCAUCACAACUGGCAUUGGUUACCCGGCUUUGACGGGGCUUAUAUGGGUGAAGAUGAGGAGUAGAUGCGGCAAGGUACGGAGCGCGGAGCUUGUGGCGCGCUACGACAGCCACGGGACCACCGAGAUUGGAAGCCUGGCUCUUCAGGAGCUGGAAGGUCGGCUGUUCCUGUACGUCGGAUCUACGGACGGCCGGCUCUUCGAGCUGGAGAUUAACCGUCGACGUCUAAAAAUGAUAAUGUUGGGGCUAUAUGCCCGUUCACGUGACAACGAUAACGAUGGCUGGGAGCAAGGCGAUGAUGAAGAGCAGACGGACCAAAGCGGGGGAGUGGUCGGCUGCGGAGCAAGACGGAUGAGGUUGGCCCCUCGAUAACAAUGCUCUCUGCAAUGGAGUUACGUGCGUGAGAGUGUGUGCAUCUGCAUCGACUUGUGCACGUGAACAAGCCUGUGUAAGUGUGUGUGCGCCUGAACUAGCCGGUGUAUCUGUGUGUGCACGUGUGCAAGCCUGUGUUUGUGCGUGUGCACGUCUGAGCGUGCCCACAUACAUGUGCAAGCGGGUGCACAUGCACAUGCACGUGCAACUACCGUAGCCAAGUGUGCAUGCUGCAUGUGCGAGCAUAUCCAUGUCUGAGCGUGUGCGAUCAAAUGCAUGUCUGAGCGUGUGCGAGCGUGCCUCUGCAUGUGCACUACCGUCUUCCGCCGAACGUAAUGCACCCUGAAAAUGAACGUAUACAGCGUGU